CUGCGUACUACGUCAUCAUGAUGAUCAUUCGUAAGUUCCUUUAUGGUCGAACAUUAAGGAAAACGGCUUAAUCCUAACUAAUACGUUAUCUUUUUCAAAGAAUUUUUGGAAUAUCUGCUUUAGGACCAGCAAGCUUCUUUAUAACGAUGCCAUUUCGCGAUCGUGAACGUGGUGAUAGGAGAGGCGGAGGUGGUUCUCGGGGAGGACGUUUUGGUGGACGAGAUGGAGGCAGUAGUAGUAGUGGUGGAAGAUUUGGAAAUAGCACGAACAGAGAUAGUAACAGUUUUGGAAAUAAUAAUUUUAAAAAUCGUCAACCUGGAGAACGGUUACGUAAACCUAGAUGGGAUAUGAGCACUUUGCAACCAUUUAGGAAAGACUUUUAUCAACCUCAUCCUAAUGUUACGACAAGAAGUCUUCAUACAGUAGAAGCUUAUCGUUCAGACAAAGAAAUCACAGUUAAAGGAUCUAAUAUCCCUGGGCCCAAUAUUUAUUUUGAAGAAGGUGGUUUUCCAGAUUAUGUUUUAAAUGAAAUACGCAGACAAGGUUUUGGAGAACCAACAGCUAUACAAGCUCAAGGUUGGCCUAUUGCUUUGUCUGGACGUGAUAUGGUUGGAAUAGCGCAAACAGGAUCUGGGAAAACGCUAGCUUAUAUUUUACCAGCUAUUGUACAUAUCAAUCAUCAACCUAGAUUAAAUAGAAACGAUGGUCCUAUAGCUCUUAUCCUGGCACCUACAAGAGAACUUGCACAGCAAAUACAACAAGUAGCAUCAGACUUUGGGGUUUCUUCACAGGUUAGGAAUACUUGCAUUUUUGGUGGGGCUCCUAAAGGUCCACAGGCACGAGAUCUGGAAAGAGGAGUUGAAAUUUGUAUAGCAACCCCUGGUCGUCUCAUAGAUUUUUUGGAACGGGGUACAACAAAUCUUCGUAGAUGUACAUAUUUGGUACUUGAUGAAGCUGAUAGAAUGCUUGAUAUGGGCUUUGAACCCCAAAUUAGAAAAAUUGUGGAACAAAUACGACCAGAUAGGCAAACACUUAUGUGGUCAGCAACAUGGCCAAAGGAAGUUCGUAAUUUGGCUGAAGAAUUUUUAACUGAUUAUAUACAAAUUAAUAUUGGCUCCUUACAAUUAGCAGCUAAUCAUAAUAUCCUUCAAAUAGUAGAUGUAUGUGAAGAAUAUGAAAAGGAAAAUAAAUUAAUGAAACUCUUGGAAGAAAUUUCUAAUGAACCAGAAAAUAAAACUAUAAUUUUUGUUGAAACAAAAAGAAAAGUGGAUGACAUUACACGAGCUAUUAAUAGAUAUGGAUGGCAAGCAAUUGGCAUCCAUGGAGAUAAGAGUCAGCAAGAAAGAGAUUAUGUAUUAAAUCAAUUCCGGAAUAGCAGAUCUGCAAUACUAGUUGCUACGGACGUUGCAGCAAGAGGUUUAGAUGUAGAAGAUGUCAAAUUUGUGAUAAACUUGGAUUAUCCAUCCAACUCUGAAGACUAUGUUCAUCGUAUUGGACGUACGGGACGAUCGCAACGAACAGGAACUGCAUAUGCUUUUUUUACACCUGGAAAUGCGCAUAAAGCUAGCGACCUAAUUCAAGUGUUAGAAGAAGCAAAACAAGUUGUUAAUCCUAAACUUUAUGAACUUUCGAGAAAUCCAGGCAUUUAUAAACGAGGUCGUUACAGUGGUCGUAAUAGUGGAAAUGGUAGCCGAGGAUCUGGUGGCCGUGGUGGUGGUUCACGAGGAUCACGUGGUGGUGGGCGUGAUGGAGGUGACAGAAGUGGGAGAUUUGAUCGUAGUGGUGGUAGUGGCAGUGGCGGUGGAAGCGAUCGUGGAAAUAAAUGGGGUGGAAGUAAUAGCGGUGGUAUGGGAGGAGGUGGUUAUGGCAAUAAAUCAUUUUCUCAGAGUAAUUUUGGUGGAGCUUCCAGUGGUAGUGGCUCAAGUUAUAGUCAAAAUGGUGGUUCAUAUGGAGGAGGUGGUGGUGGUGGAAGCAGUUACAGACAACAGAAUGGUUAUUAACAUCGAUAUAGAUUAUUCCAGAAUAAAAUUUUAUUUAUGUAAUAUAGGAAGGAAAGAGAAUAAAAAGAGAACUACACUUUCUAAUAUAGAAAAUAAUAUUUUCCAUACGCGCUUCUCAUUGUGAAUGAGGAAACAAAUGUAGUACGUAAAUACACACAAUUGUAUGACGUCAUGCUUUGUUUAAAAUCUGUACACAAUAUACAAUAUUUUAUAGAAAUUAAUAAUAUCAAUCUUAAAUAACACGCAGUAUAGUCUUCAAAUAUUAAUAAUUUUUAUAUUAAGUAUAAUACAUUCUAAUUUUGUAUGUAAUACAUAAAUAUAAAAGUAAAAUGAUGGUAUAUUUGCUAAAAUCGUUGAUGACAAUGAUACAUUAUGAAAGUAAUUAAAUAAUCACAUAGAAAUAAGUUAUGAAACGUUGAUUUAUAAAGUUAUAAGCAGGAGACAUCUACGUUAUCUCUUGCUAUUUUUACGAUUAUCUUUAUUAUGAUUUAAGAUAAGAAUUUAUAUAAUUUUUGUCUGACAGAUCUGUAGAAUAAGAUUCUCUGGUCAUUCAUUGAUCGAUCAAACAUCAUGUGUUUAGGUCAGAGUUUAUUUCGUUACUUGGACAAUAAUCUUACAUUGUAUCGCAUUAAUACAUUGAUCGUUAAUGAAGAUAGCAUAAUAGAAAACUUUCGUUUUAACUUUUCAUGUAUCAAUAGAAGUUUUAUAAUUAACAGAUAUGUACGAUAGAUGUUAGUAAAAUUAAUAUGAGGAAUAUUUUCAAACAAGUAUA
Polistes dominula (European paper wasp) is the source of this 2772-nucleotide messenger RNA. RefSeq lists its product as uncharacterized. Gene Ontology annotation, molecular function: RNA helicase activity; nucleic acid binding; ATP binding. Lineage: Eukaryota; Metazoa; Arthropoda; Insecta; Hymenoptera; Vespidae. The record is from RefSeq and is a predicted model, not a curated record.